This is a messenger RNA of Capsicum annuum, 1393 nucleotides long. RefSeq names its product probable carbohydrate esterase At4g34215. The transcript has 2 exons. The record is from RefSeq and is a predicted model, not a curated record. Lineage: Eukaryota; Viridiplantae; Streptophyta; Magnoliopsida; Solanales; Solanaceae. Bases 186 to 1124 code for a protein of 312 amino acids.
UGGAACCUUUAUUGUUCAUGCACUAAUUCCACUGAAAAUGUAUCUGUUUGAAGCUGCCAAGUUGGGCACUUUGCACUUUCCAUUUUGAGAUGCCACUAAAAUAAGAAAUGAAUGUCUGGUGAUUAUUUUUGCUUCUUGUACCACAAGAAUAAGUGAACAAGUACAACUCUCUGACUACAUCGAAAAUGAAGGGGGAGAUGAAGACCAUGUUGUUCAAAUUCAACAAGUUACAAUAUGCAACCAGAGAAAUGUUGUUAAUCUUGUUGUUUAUCUUAGUUCUGUUUUACUUAAGGUGGAUUAGUAGUCAUAACGAUCAGUAUCAUCAGCUAAUUACAAAUCGGAGCACAGACAAAUUAAACAAACAAAUAUUCAUAUUAGCAGGGCAGAGCAACAUGGCCGGCCAAGGCGGAGUACACAACUUCACUUGGAAUCGUAUUAUACCUCGCGAAUGUCAACCUGAUCCAUACAAUAUUCUUCGAUUAAAGGUAAAUAUGAAGUGGGAGAUUGCACACGAACCCCUUAAUUACGCGGUUGAUUGUCUAGAAAGUUGUGGAGUUGGUCCUGGAAUGGUAUUUGCUAAUGCAAUUCUUAAAAGAGAUCCAAAUUUCGGGGUGAUUGGUUUAGUGCCAUGUUCAAGAUCAGGUACUGGAAUCGAUUUAUGGGAUCGUGGGAAUUUCCCUUAUGAACAAUUGUUAAGUAGAGCUAAGGUUUCUCUUAGAGAUGGCGGAAUAAUUAGAGGACUAUUGUGGUACCAUGGUGAAAGUGAUUCAAAACGCCAGAAGAUUCCAAGACAUUAUAAGUCCAAAUUAAUAAAGUUCAUUCGAGAUUUACGUGCUGACUUGAAUUCUCCAAUCCUUCCUGUUGUUAUGGUUGUUUUACAUUAUCCAAAAGAAGAAUUAGCAAAAAAAUUUAAAUUUGUAAAUGUAGUGAGACAAGCACAGAUGGAUAUUGAUCUUCCAAAUGUAAUAAAGGUGGAUGCUAAAGGUCUACCAGUGGGUUCUGAUGGCAUUCAUCUCACAACCCAAGGCCAAAUCCAACUUGGUAAUAUGAUGGCUCAGGCAUUUCUCACCACCAAAUUUCAAUCUGUUAAAUUCAACUCAAACAAGAUUUAUCAUAUGAUGUAGCUAGUAGUCUCAAUCUAUGUAGCUCGAACUCUCCAAAAAUGUCCUUUGAUGUGCGUCCGGUCCUUCCAAAGUACAACGUUUUUGAAGAAUCCGACACGAGUAGGACAACAAAUUUUGGCCUACUUGUAUGUAUUCAUAAUGGUACAACUUACAAGUUUCAUAAUUUACUAAAGUGGAGUCAGAGGCGGAAUCAGAAUUUGAAACUUAUGAUUCAGGAUUCUAGUGCUUGUGGAUGCUAAACUUAAUCCGAAUAAAUAUUUAGACCAAAG